GCAUGCAACGCGGCGCGCACAGCCCCACACUCUCUCUCCAGACACACACCACGCACCGCAAGCGCCUCCCCUUUCGUCCCUCCCCGCCGCCUUCUCCUCUCCCCGUCUUUCCUUGCCACAACCAGCGCCGGCUGCCAAUCCGCCUGCUGCUGCUGCUGCUGCGUAUCCUCUUCUGCACUCUCAACAGCAACAACAUGAGUGCAUGGGAAGCUCCGUUGGUUUCUUCUGCUGCAGAGCUUUUGCGCUGCUCUGGCUGCCUCUUGCUGGAUUAAUUGCUGCUGUUGCUGCUAGCCUUGGACCAAGGCUGGGGCGUGCGUUUUUUCUUUUGGCUUCCCCCCACCUCUCUUCUCCGUGGGCGCAUAUGGGAAAAUUAAAAGGACCACACCAGCCACCACUUUGGUGGUAAGGAGCGGGGCGGCCAGGACGAGACUUCGCGCCCCCCUCCCCAGCACUCCGUGGCAAGAGCGCCCCCAAGACAACCACCAGCUGCCCAACCAGAUUUUAACAUAGGCUGAUCCUGGCCAAGGAAUUGAGGUCCUGAUGGGGGACUCAGGAUCGAGGCGUUCGAUCAUUGUGUCCCGGCUGCCAAUAUUCAGGAGAAGUAUUAGCCGGCGGCACGAUUCCCUCCCAUCCUCGCCAACCUCUAGCAAUACCGUUGGUGUCCACAGCUCUUCUCCCUCCAGCACCAACUCCAGCUCAGGUAGCACCGGCAAGCGCAGGAGCCUCUUCCGCACGCCUUCCAUCAGCUUCCACCACCACAAGAAGGGGAGCGAACCCAAAGCCGAUUCUCCAGGGCAGAACGUGGGCAUUUCAAAUGGUGCUCAGUCUGGCCACGGCACUUUGCAGAAGCUCGGUUUGGAGGAGCACGUGAAGCACAGAGGGAGGCAUUCGGUCGGCUUUGGGAGUUCUCGGAGCAAGAAGAUCACCAGGUCUUUGACGGAGGACUUUGAGAAGGGGAGGGAGCCCUCAACCAAUAAAAACGUCUUCAUAAAUUGCAUAAGGUCUGGGAAGAAUGAAGGGGACGACUCUGGCUUUGCAGAGGACCAAAGCAGGGCCUCCGUAAAACAUUCCUCAAGGAAACUUCUCCCCAAAUCCUUCUCGACACACUACAGGUUUUCAAAGCCAGUCCCUCAAAGCCAGUCCAUUUCCUGCGUGCAGCCAUCUUCUUGCUUGUUGGACAUUAAGCCCAGUGUUGAAAGCGAGCCUGUGUCGGCGAAGUCUUCCUCCCCGUGUUCUGCUGACAUAAUAGAAUGUGCAGGCAGCUCUUUGCAGUCGCCGCUGCUCUCUGCUGACCUGACCACGGUCCAGACGCCUUCCGAGUUUCUAGCACUGACAGAAGAUUCCGUCUCAGAGGUCGACGGACUGCCCAACUGCGGGAAUUUGCACGGGGAAGCCUUUGCCCACAAUGUUUCUACCUCUCAAAUCUUCCUCAAUCCCAUUACUGCUGCUGCUGCUGCCACUGCUCCUCCUCUUCCUCCUCCUGUUCUUUUAAGGAAGAUGGAUCAUGCAGAAAGUGUUCCUCAUUGUGCUGUUCUAUCGCCCAGAAGUCACAGGGCCAGAAAUGGACUGCUCAAUGAAAAUAGUGCCAUAUCUGAAACCCUCGAUUCUAAUCGAAACCAUGCAAAAGUAUUAUUGCAAGAGCUUCCUGCUAAACAGACCAGCCAUCCCGAAGAAGCAAACUCAGGAGCUGAAGCACAAUUAAAACCCUUUGUCUUAAACCAGGGGGAAGUAACUGAAUGUUCCUCCAAAGCACAGGGACUACCUAGAGACCAACAAGAAGUUAAAGCACCGGAACAUAUUAGAGAAACCAUCCCAGUAAUUGAGUCAAAGAUUAUUCCUUUGUCUUCAGAACCGCAGCCUUUUCAAGCCCAGCAAGCAUAUGAAAUAAAAGUGAAUCUUGCUAGUAGUUUUAGCCCAUACCGAGAAGGAAGAUUCAUAGAAAAACGCCUGAGAUCCUCUUCAGAAGGCACUGCUGGGAGCAGCCGGAUGAUCUUGAAACCAAAGGAUGGAAACCCAGAAGAAAUGAACAGCUUGCGAAAGCAGAGGACGGGGUCUUCCUCAUCUAAAAUGAACAGCAUGGAUGUUUUGAAUAACUUGGGCUCCUGUGACCUGGAUGAGGAUGAUCUCAUGCUCGACUUGGAAUUUCUGGAAGAACAGCAUCACAGGCGUUCUGUUUGCCGGGAAGAUUCACACCAGUCUAUAGUCUCGUGUGCUGCUGUGCUGCUUACUCCCAUUGAACCAACUGCUGAAGGAAAGAAGAAGGAACAGCCAAAAAUGACUGAAGUGACCAAACAGAAUCUUUCUCUGAAGUUGUCAAAGGAAGUGGAUCGAGGAGAAGCGAGGUGCCCUCGUGUCAGCCAACUGGCUAGCAGCCCGUCGGUGGAGUGGCCUUUUGCAGCCAUCGAAGAUGGUGGAGGGAUGGAAUCUUUGCCCUACCGACUGAUGAUGCAAGACUGUACAGCUGUCAAAACAUUACUUCUGAAAAUGAAGAGGGUUCUCCAAGAGAGUGCAGAUAUGAGUCCUGCAAGCAGUACCAACUCGCUUCCUGUCAGCCCACUUACUGAAGAACCGUUGCCAUUCAAGGAUAUAAUGAAAGAUGAAUGUUCGGCGCUGAAGCUUCAGCUGAAGGAGAGAGAUGAACUCAUUUCCCAACUGCGCGAAGAGCUGGAAAAAUCCCAAUAUUUACAGAGGACUCUUGCCUCUCAAGUAGAUAAAUCCACACAGACUGAACUUGUAGGCCACGAUGCUACAUAUCUAAACAAAAUGGUGAGCCAAACUCUCAACACAAAGGACAGAAAGUCAGCACAUACACCCACCGAGGACCAUUUUAGAUAUUUGCCGGGCAACCAAGUAACCUCCCACGAAAGCAAAAGCUGCCAGCUGUCAAGUGUGUGCCUCAGCAGCCUCCUGAAAGAAAAAGAAAUCGUGGAGGUUCUCAAGCACACAAGAGAGACUUAUGAAGCCCUGACUUCAGAGGUCAGCCAGAACGGCUUAGAAGGAGAAGCGCAAAGUGGCUUGAAGCCGACAGCCAAGGCCGAGAAUCUCCCUGCUUUUCCCGGGGCUCUGAAAGAUCAAUCUCCUGUCCCUCGGCAACAUUCCACUUUCAUAGGGAGGCUGGGACAGCCUCCGAGAGGACCAAUCUCCUUACACAUGUACAGCAGGAAAAACGUUUUUCUUCACCACACCCUUCACACAUCUGAGCUUCAGACUUUGGGCCAGCAAGAUGGGUAAACGGAGUUGGCACGUGUUUAUUGAAGACAGAGCCCUACAUCUGGCUUAAGGGGCCACGAUGCUAAUUUAAAACUGACUUUUUAAGUUCUCAUCAGCUGCUACCUACAUACUGUUUUGAAAUUAACUAUUGUUGUCUAUGAAAUCUAGGCGAUCCCUGUAAAGUAAGGACUGGG
Messenger RNA from Podarcis muralis (Common wall lizard), 3404 nucleotides. RefSeq names its product coiled-coil serine rich protein 1 (gene CCSER1). Lineage: Eukaryota; Metazoa; Chordata; Lepidosauria; Squamata; Lacertidae. The record is from RefSeq and is a predicted model, not a curated record.